UGUAUGCAAGGCAAGUGGGGGUUUGGGAGGAACUGGUUUCUGAGGGAGAUUUUACCAGAUCUCCUUCCAAAACAUGAGUCCCCUUGCUGCCCAGCACCCUGGAGGGGAAGGAAAAAGAGUCCAGGAAAAUGUGGUGCUGGGAUAUUCUAGAAAGGGGUCAUAGCAUGCCCAGGAAGUAGGAGUAGAUUUGGAGGAACUAGAAUUAUUGGAGGGAAGAUGCAAAAGUCAAGUCCUUGAUCUUGAGACAGAGGCAACAAUUACACACCUUUCCUUCCCCAUGACAGAAAUACAGCCCCUCCUCACUCAGGAAAACGGGACAUGGGACACAUUCAAAAGAAGGCGCACUAUAUCCCUAGGACAAUGGAGAGCAAGAGAGUUCUGGGGGUCAUCAGACAUUGGGGUCCCUUGCUCAAGCCUGGGCAUAGAGAUGGAGGUCAGAUUACCCAAACCCUGAGAGAAUGUCUGGAAGCCACUUUGGGUUAAAGCUAGGAUGCAUCCUACCUGGCUACUUUACUGCAUGACCUGGGGUCUCCGAGCCAGAUCACUUCUAGGACAUCCUGAGCUACAGGGAAGGGAGAAGAAGCCUGUUGUUGGGGGAGGGGGAAAGUUCCUAAUCUGCUAUUGCCAAGGUGCCCCCGGAUCCUCCAUGGAGUUAGUUGUCCCAUGACUCCAUGGAAAAUAAAUGUAGGAGUGCCUCUAAGUUCCAAGUCAUCUCUUUUUCAUUUCUCCUUCUGUCCUCUACCCCAACACAUACAUACUCUCUCCAAAGGUCUGGGUGCAAAGCACUUGGCUCCAGAGUUUAAAAUCCGGGGUGUUGGAUUUGCAGUUAUAUGUCCAGCCAGUUUCUCCCCAGGAACUGGUCAAACAUCCAGGCCAUCUGUGAUCUUUUUUGCCACACUCCUGCUUCCCUCCCCCACAGCCAGCCCAGGAAUUGGGAGUAGAGGACAGUUCCCAGGAAAGAGGAGGGAAGGUUGACUGUUCCUAACUCCUUAUUCUAGACUUUUCCUUUUGUGGUUCAUACUGCUUAGGAGUCCCUGGGUGACUAAGAAAGGACUUCAGACCUCUGUCUCUCAGGGCAGAUUGCAGCUCAGAGAGCUCCUCAGAGGAAGAAUUUGAAGCAAAAUCAGCCCCUCCAGGACCCCCGACGCCACCGAGGGGCCCCCGGCGGUCUCCAGGCUCGCUCUGUGCCUGCACUGAGGACGACGCCCGCAGCCUGUCGCCGGUCGCCUGUCGCCCAGCGCUGUCAUGGCACAAGAAAAUGCGGCCUUCUCACCGGGGCCGGAGGAGCCACCGCGGCGUCGCGGCCGCCAGCGCUACGUGGAGAAGGACGGCCGGUGCAAUGUCCAGCAGGGCAACGUCCGCGAGACGUACCGCUACCUGACCGACCUGUUCACCACGCUCGUGGACCUGCAGUGGCGCCUCAGCCUCCUCUUCUUCGUGCUCGCCUACGCGCUCACCUGGCUGUUCUUCGGCGCCAUCUGGUGGCUGAUCGCCUACGGACGCGGGGACCUGGAGCACCUGGAGGACACGGCGUGGACGCCGUGCGUCAACAACCUCAAUGGUUUUGUGGCCGCCUUCCUCUUCUCCAUUGAGACCGAGACCACCAUCGGCUACGGGCACCGCGUCAUCACCGACCAGUGCCCCGAGGGCAUCGUGCUGCUGCUGCUGCAGGCCAUCCUCGGCUCCAUGGUGAACGCCUUCAUGGUGGGCUGCAUGUUCGUCAAGAUCUCACAGCCCAACAAGCGCGCCGCCACGCUCGUCUUCUCCUCUCACGCGGUGGUGUCACUGCGCGACGGGCGCCUCUGCCUCAUGUUCCGCGUGGGCGACCUGCGCUCCUCGCACAUUGUGGAGGCGUCCAUCCGCGCCAAGCUCAUCCGCUCGCGCCAGACGCUCGAAGGCGAGUUCAUCCCGCUGCACCAGACCGAUCUCAGCGUGGGCUUCGAUACCGGUGACGAUCGCCUCUUCCUGGUCUCCCCUCUUGUCAUCAGCCAUGAGAUCGAUGCUGCCAGCCCCUUCUGGGAGGCGUCGCGACGUGCUAUGGAGAGAGACGACUUCGAGAUCGUGGUCAUCCUAGAGGGCAUGGUGGAAGCAACGGGAAUGACAUGCCAAGCUCGGAGCUCCUACCUGGUGGAUGAGGUGUUAUGGGGCCACCGCUUCACAUCAGUGCUGACCCUGGAGGAUGGCUUCUACGAGGUGGACUAUGCCAGCUUCCACCAGACUUUUGAAGUGCCCACGCCCUCAUGCAGUGCCCGGGAGCUGGCAGAGGCUGCAGCCCGCCUUGACGCCCAUCUCUACUGGUCUAUCCCCAGUCGGCUGGAUGAGAAGGUGGAGGAGGAGGGGGCAGCGGAAGGGGCAGGUGGGGAAGCUGAGGCUGACAAGGAACAGAAUGGCUGCCUUCCACCCCCAGAGAGUGAGUCCAAGGUGUGACCAGUUUCCUCCAAACCCCUGUAGCAGACCAGGGGCCAGACACAGGUACAUGGGGAGCUGGAUGUUGGAGGUGGAAGAGGAGCUGGAUGCUGGAGGUAGAAGAGGAGCCAGGUGAGGUCCCAGAGAAGGUGCUAAAGUUAGAGAGGUUCCUUGAGAACCUUGAGUCCAGAAUACAAGGGAAGGGAAGUUCCCUGAUUUGAGGAGAAUGGAAGAUGGGGAUGGGCAAACACACCAUCUCUCUGUGUUUGACUUUCGCCAUCUGUUCAUGGGUGGAUAGAUGGGCAGAAGGAUGGUAUUAUGGGGGUUAGAUGGGAAGAUGGUGACAAAAAGGCAACUGAUGGAUAGGUAAAUGGACCAAUCAGUUGGUACCAUUUAUCUGGACAGCUGGUGCACUCAGGGCUGUAGCUACCAUAGCACACCUUUGUGCAAAUUCUAAAAAGGCAUCUUUUUCCUCCAGACACAUGCAGCCCCAAACCAGGAUGCUUGGCUUGAGGAACAGUGUGAGAUGGAAUGCAGUCCCCACUCACCUCCUCGGCAUCCUCUCUGUGUGUGACACACCUAUCUCAAAUGAAUAGAGUAGCCCAAGCCGAACCAGAGGAGAGAAAGCCAGACAGGUGUAGGCACAGAUGGGGACCACCCCCCAGCUCCACCCUCCCGCUGGACAGACUCAGGAGGAGGUAACUUGCUGUGAGAGCUCAGCAAGUCUCAGUGGCCUUGGUACUCAGGUGUAGGGCAACAGGCAGUGAGGACAGAUGCUGGAGCUGGGGCUCUGGAGCAAGUCCUAGGAGGGGGGAUCCAGGGAUGGCUAUUUUCUGACAAGAGAUAAGAUUUUGCGGGUACUACUGCAGAGAUAGGAUGGGAGAGAUUCAGAAGCAAAGGGCCAGGGGAGAGAUCUAGAAAGUGCUGUCCUGGAGAGAGAUGGUGGUUCUUGGGGAAGCAGAGUUUGUCCUUGAGGCAGAGUUAGGGAGAUUGUCCAAAUCACUGAUUGAGUGCUAGGUGUGGUAGACCUUCAAAGAUCUCAUUCUUAUUGCCAGAACACAGGACACAUGGAACGAGCACACAUACAGCUAUGGCAACUGAACGAGGUACCGCUGGCACUGAGAACCUAUGCUGUCUCUUGGAGCAGGGAGUGGGCGGCAUUUGGUGAUCAGAUAGUAGGAAUUGAGUCAGGCAGAGAGAAUGAUGAAAGGCCAAAGUUGUACAACUUUUCUGGGCAUUAGAAUCACCUGGCGGGCUUGUUAAAACGCACAGUGAUGGGCCCCACUCCCAGAUUUCUGACUCAAUAGGUCUGGGGUGGAAACCAAAAAUGUGCAUGUCUAACAAGUUUCCGAGUCAUGCUGACGCUGCUGGACUGGGAACCACACUUUAAGGGGUCAAAUAACCUGGGGAGUAGCUGAAAAGAAACUGAGACUCCUGGGGGAGCCGAGAAAUGUGAGAGGUAGAGUUUUGUGUGUGGGAAAAGAGACCCAAGCCCAGGCUAACGAGUUUAAUUUUGGGACUAGGGAUUCAGUGGGAACUGGUCAAUGACAAACUGAGGUGGUGUUUGGUAAGACAAGUGGGCAAGACACAUAGGACAAAGUAGUUGGAAGGAAGGCCUUUUGGAGACUCCUAAAGAGGUAAUGGGGAACUGAAGCAGAAAGGGCUUCAAAGGCAAAGGACCAAAUCCCCUGUAGAAUUGAAAAGGCAGAAGUGAACAUGGGAGGAAAUGAGAGUCCAAACAUCUGGGUGUGUUGACUGCCUGCUGUCAGGCCCCCCCCCCCCCCGGAACAGGAAUCCCUGGAGAUGCACAGUCUCACCCCAGUCAUCCCAGGAUGGCAAGGGGAGAGCAAUGAAAAGUUGAAAAAAGGCAGAAGGUUGGUUGAGAGAACCUGAGGUUGGCUUCCUGGAGAAAAGUAUGGCCCAGGCGAGCGCGCCCUGAAGGGACCUACCAGGACCUUCAUCUCCCACCCUGACUGCGCCCCAGUCACGUCUCUGAAUAACAAGUCACAGCCCCUUGGGGGAAGGCAGGCACCCUAGUCUGCUCAUUCCAGGCUGGGAAGCCAGGAUCCUAGUGGCACUGCACCUUCCAGAGGCAAGAAGGAAGACCUAAGCCUCAUCCCUUCCCUUCAGUCUAGGCAUGGGUGUCUGCCUCGGGUCCCAGGGCCACCUGGGUCACCCUCAGUCAAAGACAAGGUCCUAUAAUGCUGAUGACAGCUAUUCUCCCAAGAAUAGAUAUUGGGGUAGGGGAUGGGGAGCAAUCUGGGUUUAAUUCAGUGGAACAGGUGAAGUCUAUAGUGGGGGUCUUCUUGGUCCACACACACACACACACACACACACAGCACUGAAACCACUGUAAUUGAACAGAAAGAGAAACUGAGGCUAAAACAGAUCCCUCCUUCCCCUGGAAAAGUUGUGGCCACACCUGUCCUCACCACUGUCACCACUCAGGAUACCACUGUACAGUGCAAAGAGUCAGGAGACCUGGGUUUUAGUGCCGACACCGUCACUGACUCGCUCUAUGACUUGUUCACAUCCCAGAGAAGUGAUGCUCAUCAAGUUUCAUCACUUCUCUGGGCCUCAGUUUCCUCAUCUGUGAAAAACGACACUUAGCAAACCAGCUAUGCUCAAUAAAUGUUAAAUAAUUAAAUUAAAAGAGGUAGACUGGAUGCCUCUAUAGGGGCAGAACAGGCCAGAAGUUUAAGAUCACAGGAUCCUUAGGCAAAGGGUGAAAGUAGGCAGGGUGGGGAAG
Marmota monax (woodchuck) is the source of this 5155-nucleotide messenger RNA. RefSeq names its product potassium inwardly rectifying channel subfamily J member 9 (gene Kcnj9). Gene Ontology annotation, biological process: regulation of monoatomic ion transmembrane transport; potassium ion import across plasma membrane. Bases 1246 to 2427 code for a protein of 393 amino acids. The transcript is spliced from 3 exons. Gene Ontology annotation, cellular component: plasma membrane. NCBI's taxonomy places the organism in Eukaryota, Metazoa, Chordata, Mammalia, Rodentia, Sciuridae. Gene Ontology annotation, molecular function: G-protein activated inward rectifier potassium channel activity. The record is from RefSeq and is a predicted model, not a curated record.